CGAUGUAAGUGGAGGAGCAGCGAUAGUGGGUGGGAGAUAACAAACAGUUCAGGAGAACAUUGCAAAUUAGUUGAUUCAACAGCCAUCAGGGAGAAAAGACAGCAGACGUGAAAUGCAAGAAAACUGGCGAAGGGCUUCAGAGCAUUGAUGCUAUGGCGCACACCCACAUCCACUCUGCCAACACAAGGUGAAGCUGGAAGAUGUUUCCCUCAGACUCCCCCUCUGUUUGUGUAAAUAAUGACUGCGGUCCUCAAGAUCCAAAGGCAGAAGAAGUAUGAUACUGUGAUGGUGCCGCGAGAGUUCUUCAGGCGUCUUUGUCUCCUGACAAACGAUUUAUCCUCCUGCGGCUGGGCGGCUAUUUGUUUUAGCGUGGGCUGUGUCGGGCACCUCUCGGGCAUGCCACGCAGUUUUACAGAUCCUUUGUCAUAUGCUCUUUGAUGUAUUUGGUAAGCCGGAUUCAAUCAUGAAUGAGUUAAAGGAUCAAACUUCUGUUGUGUUUUCCGAGCCUAUAAUUAGACUAUAAUUAGAUUCUGUAACUUGAGUGCUAUAAUCGCAUCCAUGUGUUGUACAUUUAAGUUUAACACCCUGCGGGGAUGUUCAUCCUCAUUUCUUAUUUCUUAUCAUUACGGAUGUCCCCGUAAACAACAACAGCCAUCUACCAUACAAGAAGAGAUCAUACUCCGUUAUGGUGUGAUUGGAACAGACUAACAAGAAUAAAAUCAAAUAUGCUGACACCGAGGAAAAUAUGCUGACACCGAGGGAAGACGCACAAAAAUUAACACUUGAAUUGUCACCUUGAUGCACAAUGUUGAUGCUCAAUUUUCUCAGUUGAACACUCAUAUUCUUCGCGUCCCAGAUCUGUUUGGCGGGCACUGCUCUGCUCUCUGUCUCCUCUUGCUUAAUUAUCUAAAUGGCUUCCAGUUAUUUAGUGUCUGUCACACACUGGACAAGCAGCUCUCUAAUUAACACUCACUGAGCCAUUUAAAAUCAGUCUGCAUUAUUACGGGAUUUGUUGUGUGGAUUCAUAAGAGACAAGUCUUUAUAGGACGAUGCUGGCAUCUCUUCACAGUAAAAGAUGUUUUACUGUAUUUCCUGAUCCAGUAACAAACGUGUCGUAUCCCUGCGUCGUGUCAGACUGGUGAAGCAGCGUAAACACAGAAUCCAUUGCAUUAGGGAUGUCUCGCUAAAGUUGAGAUACUGUCUACUAGAGAUGGACGUUUGACAGUUAAAAAUAAACACAAUAUGUGAGUAAAUGCAAUUGCAUGUGUUUUUAACCCUCCUGUUACCUUAGGGUCAAUUUGACCCCAUUCAAUGUUUAAUGUCGGUGUUCUUUCGGGUCAAUUUGACCCCAGGCUGUUUUUCACUGUCAAACAUAUAAGAAAUAUCAACUUUUUUAUAUAUUUAAAGGGCUAUUUAGGUAGUCAACAAACAAACAUAAAGUACCUCACACUUAAACUUGGAAAACAAUAUUAAUUCUAAUAAUUUUCUGGAGGUUUUAAUUGCUGGGGUCAAAUUGACCCCGAGGGUAAAAUAUGUCAGUAAAUAUAAAGGUAACAGGAGGGUUAAACAUUGAAUGGGGUCAAAUUGACCCUAAGGCAACAGGAGGGUUAAUAGAUGUUGGACAAUGAUAGUUUUUUGCCAUGACCAAUAUUGCUAAUAGGAUAAAUUCAGAGUUUGUUUUGGUCUCUUUCUGGUAUUGUUGAUAAUCAGAUUAGAGAUACCGGUAUAUUCCUUUGAUUGACAAAUAUCAUAAGAUGAUCUUUGUCUGGAGCUGAAAGCUGCAUUUAGCAAGACUUCUGUGCAAAAAUACAGCUUUCCCAUCACCUCUCUAUUUCCAGAAUUGAACUGUCAAACAGGGUUCAGAGACCGACUCCUUCGGGCGUGUCCUCGACAUCAGCACUUAGUCACCAAGACGGAUGAAGAGGAAACCCCAAGAGCAAAACAAGGGGCCACACAAAUAAGUAAACGCAUGAAGGAAUAUGAUUGGUUAUCCAUGAACAGUAAAAGAUGCAAACUGUAUAUUUUUUCUCUAUUUUUUACCUCGCCUCCAUUUAUUAUACGUUGAAGUAAAGCGGUGUGAAGAAGCUUGAGUCAUUGUUUCUCAGCCUUCGGGUCACUUGCAUGUCAUUUGUGUGUCGUGGGAAACAAAUACUCUUGUGACCAGUGUGUGUGUGUGUGUGUGUGCGUGUGUGCGUGUGUGCGUGUGUGCGUGUGUGCGUGUGUGUGUGUGUCACUGCCAAUUAUCUUUCUCUUCCAUGAACAUCACAUCACCACUUCGGAUAAAAUGAAUUCCAAAAAGACACAACCUCAAGACCUCAAGUGCUCAACUGAGUGAGAAAGACCCUUUGCAGCAUACAAUAGAUGAAGGACUUUGCCCGGAGGCUAUUGACACAGAGUUUGAGCAAAUAGUCAUAAUGACCUCAUGGGAAAAUCUAUCUGGACGGUUAAAUUCAGCAAAAUGAAACAGAAGAAGUCUGCUGCAACACAUCAAAGGCAGUGAUACAAGUGUCCACUUGUUGCAGCCUCCACUUCUUCAUGAAUAGGCCUUUACUCUUUUUGCUCUCUCUCUCACACACACUCACACACACACGCACUCACACACACACUCACACUCGCAUGCACACACAGAACAUCACACUUCUGUUCCCUUCCCCUUGUUGUUCAGGAUCCCAGCAUACGCCUCCGCAGUGAAACAGCAUUACGGGUAAUUCCUCGCCAUAAUUCUGUAAUCAUUAACGUGCUGCAUUCAGGGACACGUCUUUGGGAAGGGACUUAUGCAGAGAAGCACCGUGAGGGAUCGGAGACAACUUGAGCAGAGCUGAGGAGAAGCACCAACCCUCCUGAGUGAAAUGCAAAAGAGGGCACAAUGGAGUACACGCUAUUGCACACGCUCGUCUGGCUCCUACCGGCAUUCACUUUUACGACACAAGAGUUGGUGAAACUGAGCGUCACUCCCAAGAUGACGGCGGAGUGCGGCCAACGGGUCACCCUCAACUGCGACGUGUCAUCGUCGCGAAAGGGACUAUUAAUCAAACACAUGGAGUGGUUCCACAGCCUCACGUCUGUCUGCUCUGUGGACUCGGAGGGGAAGAUAACAAACCACACACAGACUCUGAGUGAUUUCUAUUGUGAGUACCAGCACGGACAACUGUCCCUCGUCUUCGCGAGAGUGAAGCCACUGGAGAGAGGAAACUACACGUGCAAGCUGCAGUCCAACCGGGGAGCUCAGCACGCAGAUACGAGCGUGGGGUUACAAGAGUGUUGUGGGGUGGCUGAAGGUGUUUGGACGAGGGACCGAGUCACCUGCACCUUCAAACGCGUCUACCCGGACGGAGACGUGCACUGGUUUCACGGCUCCCACAAGCUGGGAAGGUCUGGGAAGCAACACACCUCGAAACAUGUGGAAGAAGAGGGUUGGCUGACCAUUCAAAGUUACCUGGAACGGAAGAGUCCACACGUGCCCUACAACUGCUCCUUGAUGAGUGCCGCUUCUGGUCGAUACAUUGCGAGCACUUUGGUACUGAAUCCAGAGUCACUGGCCAGCGUUGGAACACAGGGACACAAAGACGGGAAUGGAGUUGGGUCACACGGACCGGUGUGGACACUUUUCUGCAUUUCACUCUUACUCGCUGCCACGCUGCAAUAACGGAUUCCCUGAAGUUGAGCCACAUAAUGUCGUGUGAUUAGUUAUCAGGAUGACGCAGUGAUGAUGACACAAUGAUUAGGAACAAUGAGGUACUGAGCUAUUUUUUCUUAUGAGUCAUCCUGCAUGGUCUCAUGGUUUAUUGUUCUGCCUUUUAGCUCUUGAUGAAGUGGACAAGUAAAUUACAGUCUGCUGGGAGAUUAAUAACCAUCAUGCUGUAUGAAAUACCUUUUGUUGUUUUGGUUCAAUAGAGAGUCACUGGAGCAGAUCUUGGUGGAUGCAUUACUCUCAAACACACACACACACACACACACACAGUAGUAACACUCUCAUAUUACUACAAAUGACCGGGCAGUACGUUUGGCUACAGGUUCAAUUUUGCCUUCAGAUUUAUUUCUCAGAGUAAGAUAAAAAAUGUCUGCUGACGGGUGUGUCCACCGCGUGUCCUCUGGACAGUCGAAUGAUUACGUUGUGACUGCACGCUUUCUGCACAGGCACUAUGAAGUGUCGGUCUGGAACCGAAUGCAGACUUUAAAAGAUGGGCUCUGCCCAUGAAUUCCCCUCAAUCACACAGAAGCCUUUGUGUGCCACAUAUAAUAUGGACCCCAAAGCUCUCAGUGAAGCAAUCGUGGACGGAUGCUGCCCUCUGGUGACUACAGCUGCGGUCACUGUGGGAUGUUUCUCUCUGUCUUGCAGUGCAUCCUCUGCAGAGGAGACAUGUGAGAUGUGAGAGCCUUUCUCCAGACAGAAGGACUCUCUGCUAAUGGUGGGUGGGGGGCAGGUUCAAGAUGUUGCUGCGGCUCAGAGCACGCUGGGGGAAUGACUUUGAGAUAACCUUGACCACUCCAGUACACAUGGAUACACACACACACACACACACACACACACACACACACACAUACCAGUGGGCAUAUGUUGUGUAAUGAUCUCUCAGUGGCAUAUACUUUUGCGAAACACUCCCACGGACUAUUGUUUUGUGAAAUAUUAUUUAUGACUAAUGACAAAAUGAGAUACUGCAUUUUCACUCUAUAGAAUACGGCACUGGAGGUAAAGCUAUUUGCUUGUAUUAUCACAAGACUAUAUAACACUUUCACAAACUGAGUGAUGAUGAUUAUACAUUGUUUGAUGAACUCUUGAUGAGCCUUAAUGGAGCUGUCUGAUUAUCUUUAACAUUAUGCACUGAAGGGAACACUUGAUGUUUUGUUCCAUGUUGUGAUUCUCAAAAGAAGUAUGCUGACUUCAACGUUUACAAAAACAGAUCCUAUAAUUGAUAACUGCUGUAAGCUUUUACAAUAUAACCUUUACAUAAACUGAAAUAAAGAACAUUUAUGAAUGAAA
Messenger RNA from Pseudoliparis swirei, 4981 nucleotides. RefSeq lists its product as uncharacterized. Lineage: Eukaryota; Metazoa; Chordata; Actinopteri; Perciformes; Liparidae. Bases 2867 to 3646 code for a protein of 259 amino acids. The transcript is spliced from 5 exons. The record is from RefSeq and is a predicted model, not a curated record.